UGUUUUAUCAUAUAAAAGGACUAUAAAAGCAAACACUAUUCAUUAGUGUAUUGACACCUUCCCCUCUUAUUUAUCAAUUUAGACCAUGCGUCGGUUCAACACUUUGGCGGCAACGCAGGUUUCUUCUUUCACGAAACUUUACCCUUCUUUUGCUGUCAGUUCAAAUUCCCGUCAAUUCCACAGUGCGUUCAGCCUAUUAGGAUCCUGUAUUAUGUGCGUAGCCUGUAUGCUGUGUUUUGCAAGCUGGGGUAAUAAUAUCCGCAAUCUCCAAAAGUAUGGUAGGUGGCGUUUUAGAAACACCCUUGACGAUGUGUUCAUAGUAUCUGAUUUCAAAAAUGCGCGCUAUGCAGGUGCGUUUUUUGGGUUUCUUUUCUGGUGGUUUGUAGUGGGUCCUCAGAAGUACCGUUGGGAUAGCAAUUUGGAGCAAGUUCCAGGUAAUACGCGCAUUGGGCCUUUUUGAAGCUAAACAAAAAAAAUAGAUCCCUAUCAUAUAUUGUGUAAAUUAGCCCAAUGAGCCUUAAUGAAUAUAUAGAAAUUGAUCAAAAAUAAGGAAUAUACUAUACUUUUUUCGCUUUUGAUUUUCAUAAUAAUGCUUUUUUCCUACUUAAUAAAUUGCAGUAUUUAGUAUUAAUAAGAGUAGUAGUGGGAGGUUGUAGCAAUUGCAUGUAUUGAGUAUGCAUCUCUUUUUAGUAUGAAAAGUCCUUCAGGAAAAGAGAGUCUAUUUUUUAGUACUUUAAAAAGGGUUUAUUACCCUUCUUGUACUUAUUAUUUUCUUUAAUACAAUUUUUGGUAUACGCUUCAUCUAUCGCAACAGUGUAAGUCGUAUGUUUAUCCAAUGAAAAGUCAAAGCUCAAUGAAAGAAAA
Molecule: messenger RNA, 864 nt
Organism: Phytomonas sp. Hart1
Lineage: Eukaryota; Euglenozoa; Kinetoplastea; Trypanosomatida; Trypanosomatidae
Source: the annotation of a GenBank genome assembly